AUAAUCUCCCGAGGAGGAGACUGCUCACGGGAAAGACAACCUUCUCCCUCCCACUUUCAAGUUUCAACAUCAUCCCAUCCAUAGCGUUUUUCAAGUCUCAACUUUCAACCUUCUGACUGAUGACUGUCACACGAUUUCAUGCCCCAUUUGGCUUUGCCUAGUUAGUCGAUAACGGACAGACAAUCACGUUAAAAAAGUGCUUUCUUUGUUUCCCUGCAAUACAGUAUUUGUCCCCUUCACCUCUCCAACAAAGGCAUUCAAAACAAACAGUGUCCAAACACCCCUUCACUUUCUCUGUCAAAAUUUGGACAUGGAACUUGCUCUUCUCUUAAUACGCAUGUGGGUUUUAGCUACCCCUUUGUUGGUAACCAUAAUUGAGGCAGGAAGAGUCUUAGAGGCAGCAAGUUCCACCAUUUCUGGCCGCAUUAUGCUUCUUCAGGAACAACCCAUCACGCAGUUUUCUGUGAGAAUGGAAGCUCAAUCCCCAGGAUUGCCUGAGGUUAGAGUGGCUCACCAUUCUGAGUUGAAUAAGAGAAUUCUUAUAGCACUCAUUGUUGCUUCCACACUCCUUGGGGGAAGCUUGCUGUUCCUGUCAUGUUUUUGGAUCUGUAGACAGAAAACCCUGAAACACUAUAUUGGGAAAAAGGAAACGACAAUGGAGGCUGCAAAAGGGGUUCCAUCAAAUCCAAUCCUGGUGGAAUUUAAUUCCUUGAGGGUCGGGAGUAGGAUGGGUUCAGUUGCGAUAUUCAAUUAUCCAUUGCUGGAAGCUGCAACAAACAAUUUCAGUAAAAGUAAUGUCUUGAUUGAGAGGGGUUCUGGACUUCUCUACAGAGCUAGUUUUGAUGAGAAAUUUAUUGCGGCUGUUAAGAAAGUAAAUAGCGCAAGGCAGGAUUCUGAAAGAGAAUUUAAGAAUGAGGUGAACUGGUUGAGCAAAAUCCAGCAUCAAAACAUCAUCAGACUUUUGGGUUACUGUGUUCAUGGCGAAGCAAGGUUCCUUGUUUAUGACAUGGUGCAGAAUGGGUCCUUAGAUACUCAAUUGUGCGGACCUAGUCAUGGGUCCUCUUUGACAUGGCAUCUACGGUUGAAAAUUGCUGUAGAUGUAGCCAGGGGAUUGGAAUAUCUUCAUGAGCAUUGUAAUCCCCCUGUGGUGCACAGAGACCUUAAAUCAUCUAACAUUCUUCUGGAUUCAAAUUUUAAUGCUAAGCUUUCAGAUUUUGGUCUUGCUGUAACUUCUGGGGUGAAGGAUGAGGACAACAUAAAGCUGUCUGGGGCUCUAGGUUAUGUACCACCAGAGUACAUUUCGGAUGGUCAAUUAACUGAUAAGAGUGAUGUCUAUGCCUUUGGCGUUGUCCUUUUGGAGCUCUUGAUGGGAAGAAAGUCGGUGGAAAGUAACACUGGAGCUGAACGUCAAUCUAUAGUCACAUGGGCCAUGCCCCAGCUCACUGACAGAUCAAGGCUUCCAAACAUUGUGGAUCAUGUGAUCAAAGAUACUAUGGAUUUAAAACACCUAUACCAGGUUGCUGCUGUAGCGGUACUCUGUGUACAACCUGAACCAAGUUACAGACCAUUGAUAACGGAUGUGCUGCACUCGCUAAUCCCUCUUGUGCCUAUUCAUCUCGGAGGGUCGCUUAGAAUUACAGGGAAUGUACCUUCGGCGUGAGCUGAGUCUUCCCAUAAACUGGUAGAAGUUUAUACAUAAUCCAGUGCCAGAGAUGGUUACGUUUCUUAUAACUCUGGAGGAUGGUCUGAAUCCACGGAUAGAUUUCCUUGUGUACUUGUCAUUGUUUUUGUGUAUCAUUUUCCUCAAAGGAUUCAAAUCCGGGAAGGCGUUGCUAAGAAAUAUACGAGCUUAUUUUUGUUGCAGUUGUAUGUAAAUUGAAACACAUUGAAAGUAGACGUUUCAUAGCAAUCAAAGAAGCUUUUGCCGUUGGAUUA
Molecule: messenger RNA, 1935 nt
Organism: Pyrus x bretschneideri (Chinese white pear)
Lineage: Eukaryota; Viridiplantae; Streptophyta; Magnoliopsida; Rosales; Rosaceae
Product: probable receptor-like protein kinase At1g80640
Biological process (GO): protein phosphorylation
Molecular function (GO): ATP binding; protein kinase activity
Source: RefSeq, a predicted model, not a curated record